Messenger RNA from Aphidius gifuensis, 4185 nucleotides. RefSeq names its product protein unc-93 homolog A. The transcript has 7 exons. Gene Ontology annotation, biological process: regulation of potassium ion transport; regulation of muscle contraction. Lineage: Eukaryota; Metazoa; Arthropoda; Insecta; Hymenoptera; Braconidae. The record is from RefSeq and is a predicted model, not a curated record. Bases 578 to 2287 code for a protein of 569 amino acids. Gene Ontology annotation, molecular function: potassium channel regulator activity. Gene Ontology annotation, cellular component: striated muscle dense body; plasma membrane.
AUUCCAGAUGAAUUCAGCGCUUUGCUGAGAGAUGAAUCUUGUUUCUCUCAAUAUAAUUAAAUAAAUAAAUUGUUUUAAAAAUUUAAUAAAUAAAAUGUUAAAUAAGUUUUAAAAAUUUUAAACAUUAUAAUUAUUAGUAGUAUUUUUGCUAUUUUAAUUAGUAAAAUGUGAAUAUCGUGAGGGUGUUUUUAGUGAAGCAACAAUUAAUAGCUAAUUUUUUUUUUUUUAAUUUAAUUAACAUGGCAACUGGUGAUUGUUAAACCUGAAAUAAUAUAAUUCAAGUUUAUAUAUAUUUUUUAAAUUUUUUUUUAAAACACAUGCACUAAAACCUCGUGUUAUUAUUGUUGACUAAAGUGCCAUUAGUAUCAUCAAUCAUUAGGACGAAAAUUCAGAAAUGAAAGCUGAAAAUUUUUUUAAAUAUGUUGUGGGUGAGAUUGGAAUAAUUAAUUUUCUAUCAAGGCUUGUUUUGUGGACUUAAGAGGAUACUUGAGUCUAGAAACAAGUGCAUCAUCUAAACGAAAAAAAAAAAAAUAAUAAAAUAAUAUAUAGUAAAGAAAAGGGAAAUUAAAUUUUAAAAAUGGGAUCAUUACCAAAUCUUCAUGAGCUUUCUAGAGAUAAAUUAGAUAGUCCAGUUCAUAGACCAGCACCAAUUGGUGGCUAUGGACCAGUUAGAUUACCACCACAACCACCACUACUUGCACAUACAAAUAGACGAGCUAGAAGUAGUGGUCAUCAUCAUGCAUUGUGGCAUGAUAAUGAUGCAAUGCUUGAGCACAUGACAGCAUACUCACCAAUAUCAUGUCGUUCAGCAAGAGCAUCAGUGUUACCAUGUCGUCGACGUGAAUCAAUGACAUCAUCAGCUGGUGCAUCAUCAGUACGUAGAUUAAUUGCUGCUGUUAGAACAACACCAUCAGGACCAAGACCACCUAAAAAAAUUAUAAUUCGUCAUUGUGCUGCAUUAUUAUUAGGACACAUGACAAUAUCAGCAGCAUCAUUACCAUUAUUUCCACUUCAAGCUGGGCUAUUUGCAUUUAAUUAUCAUCUUGGUCCAUUAUUACCAGCAACACUUUAUGCAACAGCAACAUUAACAUCUUGUUUUUCACCAAUAAUUGUACAAAAAAUUGGCACAAAUUUAGCUGUUAUUAUUGGUCAUCUUGUAACAACAAUAUUUGUUGGUACACAUUUUUAUCCAAAGUGGUAUAUUUUAUUACCUAGUUAUGCAUUACUUGGUAUUUGUACUAGUCCAAGUAUCAUUGCAAGAACAUCACAUGUUAAUAUUUCAGCAACAAAUCUUAAUGUUGUUUGUAUGGAUAUUGAAGAUCCUGAUGAAACAAGAAGAGAUUGUAUUUUAAGGCGGAUUAAUAGAGCCUUGAAACUUGCUGAAGAUAUGGGUCUAGCUAUUGGUUGCUUGAUAGCUGUAAUUGUCGUUAAAAUGAUUGAUUCACCAUCAACAAGACUUGCCGAGGACGAAAUUGAAUAUACAUGUGGUGCUGAAUAUUGUCCUGAAGAAUUAUAUUUUUAUAAUGAAACACAAUUAUCAUUAAAUUUAACAACUGGUACAUCAAAGUUAUUAAUAAGUAUUUAUCUUGGUCUUGGUAUACUUGCAUUUGGUAUAUCAUGUGCAUUUCUUGAUUCACGUUUAAAAGAACCUAAAAAUAUUAAUGAUAAAUUAACAAUUGAUGCACAUAUUAAAUCAAUAAAACAAUCAUUUCAAGAUCCAAAAUUACAAUUAGCAACACCACUUGCAUUAUUUGUUGGUCUUGAACAAGGUUUUAUCAUUGGUGAUUACACUGAGGCAUAUGUAGCUUGUGCAUUGGGUGGAGCAUUAACAGUAGCUUUGAGUUUUUUAAGUUUUGCUCUACUCCAAGGAGUUGCUGGUGUGACAUUAUCAAUGCUUCUAAGACACAUUAGACGUUAUUUUGUGGUUGCAGUGGGACUUGCCUUUCAUACUUGUUUGUUACUUGCACUGGUAACUUGGCGACCAACUGGUGAUGAUCCAGCUUUAUUUAAUGUUAUUUCUGCUGCUUGGGGUGUUUGCAAUGCCAUUUGGGAGUCACUAAUUUACACUCUGUUGAUGGGUUUGUAUCCAUGCAGUUGGCAAGGACCACUUGCAACUUCAUUAUUUUGGAAAUGGCUUGGGCUAUUUUUAUCAUUUGGUCUUCAUGGUCUUGUUUGUACACGUUUACGUGUUCUUGGUUUAGCAAGUAUGCUGAUAUUAUCAGUUGUACCAUAUACAUGGCUUGAAAUUAAAUUAGCUAAACGUGGUAAAUGUAUUGGAUCAUUGUGACCAAUUAAUGAGCGUAAUACAAAUGAACGGAUUAAUAGUAAAGGCAAAAUUAAUCAUGGUUCAAUAAGUACCAUUGAACGUGACAGGUUUCGUUUGAUUCAAUGAUAAAAUUUCGAAAACGUGCAUCACGUUUUAUGCUGGAAGAGCAUUUUUGUGAUUAACAAACAUUUGAAAAUUGUUUUACAGCAAGUAAUCAUUGGUGAAAUUAAAUCAUCAUGUUUAUUUUGAAUAUUUUGAAUCAGAUGAAAACAGAAUAUUUAAAAAUAAAAAUUUUAAACAUGUUUGAUCAAUGUUUAACUUCCUGAUCAUGGGAUUUUUAUUUUUAACUCAAUUAUUUUGAAAAUAUAUUUUGAGUGUUGACUAUAAUGUGGAGUAUAAAUUAUAAUUAAUUAAAUAUAGAAAAAAUAAAUGAGCAGGACUCGAAGAUGGAAAACAAAGUUACAAAUUAUAUGAAUGUUUUUAUGAAUGGUGAUAUUUGUAUGAUUGUUUAAUUAAAUUUUAAUAUCAGUUGAUAAAUAAAUUAUUAAAAAUAUUUGAAAAAAUAAAUAUAACAAAUUGAAAAAUAAUAAUUUGCACGUGUUAUAUUUUUCAAGCUUUAGACACUGCCUAAUGAGAUAAUUCGAUUUUAAUUAAAAAUUUUAAAAAUUCACGAAAAAAAAUUUAAAAAAAUAUCUUUGUAAUUAAAUUGCACCGAAGAAAUUGAAAAUAAUAAAAAAAAAAAAGUAUUUAAAAUAUAUUUUUAAAACUUGGGCAGUUGAAUAUUUUUGAAAGUUGAUUAAUUAAAAAAUCUUUAGACGGAAAUUUUUAAUUAACAUUCAAUUAAGUGUAGAAUUAUGCAAUUAUAAGGCAUUUUAAAAUCACUAAAGUUUUAAAUGAAGAAAAUUAAUUUAUCGAAAGAAAAAGUGGAAAAUUUAAAAUUCCUACAUAUCAGUGAUAUUUCAGGAAAAUUAUAAAAAAAGUUGUUAAUCAUAUCCCCGUGUUGAUCAUUAAUAUCCUCAAAAUAAAAUGUUAAAAAUAAAAAAAACAUAUUUAUAUUCUUAAAAAAAAGAUAAUUGUAUUAAUGUUAUCAAAAAAAAAAAAAAAAUGAUAAAGCUGUUGGUGAAAAAUCAAAUGAGUUGAUAUUUGUAAAUAACACAUUUAAUUUAUAUUUUAAACGGAAAAAAAAAUUCGAAAUAAUAAUGAUUGAUUUAUUUUUUUUUUCUAUUGGCAAUUUUAUGAAAUUAAAAAUUAUUAAUUUGUAUUUUUUUAAUCACCAAUCGUCAAGUAAAAAAAUACAGUUAUAAAAAUAAUGUAUUAAAAAUAUUCAGCAAUUAUAAUAAAUGAUUUUAUUUUUUAACGAAAACAAUCAGCAAGAAUAAUUUUAAUAACAUUAAAAAUUGACGAAAAUAUUGCUCCAAUCAGGUGAAUAAUGUCACGAUAUUAAAAUCAUUAUUUUCAUUUGAAAAAAAAAUAUAAAUUUCGAGUAUUAAAAACGAAUAUCAACUCUGAAAAUCAAACGAGUGAACGCGGCUGUGUGAUAAUUAAUUAUUAUCUAAUUAAAUGUAAUGUAUAGAUGGUUUGAGUGUCAACUAAUCGAAUGAAUAAUGUUUUUAAAAAUCAAAGAUAUAUAAAAAUAAAAAAUAAAAAAUCUCAAAAUAAAAUUUUGCCUUGAUGUAAUUGGCGAAAUAAAUAUUAAAUAUAUGCUCACGAAAAAUGCGACAAAGUCGAAUAAGUAUAUGGCUCAUGCCAAUUCUUUUUGCAAUUAUGAUAUAAAGAAAAAAAUUUAUUAAUUUGUACGUUGUAAUAUUCAAAAAUUAUUAUUGUACAAUGUUAAUUAAAAAAAAAGAAAAAGAUAUAUCUAUGAUUCAUUGUAUUUCACGAAUUAUAUAUUAAUAAAUAUCAAACUUAUUUUAUAUGAA